Molecule: messenger RNA, 2988 nt
Organism: Petromyzon marinus (sea lamprey)
Lineage: Eukaryota; Metazoa; Chordata; Hyperoartia; Petromyzontiformes; Petromyzontidae
Product: semaphorin-3A-like
Biological process (GO): negative chemotaxis; neural crest cell migration; motor neuron axon guidance
Cellular component (GO): axon; glutamatergic synapse; plasma membrane
Molecular function (GO): chemorepellent activity; neuropilin binding; semaphorin receptor binding
Source: RefSeq, a predicted model, not a curated record
GGCCCCCACUAGGAGCACGCCAGUGCCGGGGUGGCGAGACGGGGACGCUCGCGCGGUCUCCACGGCGGACCCCUCGCCCGUGUCCGCGUUAAGCGCCCGAGCCGCCGUCCUGCCCGCCGUCCUCACCGCCACGCUCUCAAGUCGGUGGGCAAGACUCUGCCACUUCGUGCCCCCCAAGGUCUCGCAGUCAGUCAAAGACACCGCAGCCUCCCACCUUCAAAGCCGCCCGGGCCGACUGGAAGUUUGACGAGCACUUCGGAGCACCGCAAUUAACACGGGAGCGGUCAAGGAUGGCCGUCGGCGUGAAGGGCAGCGCAACUUUGCUGCGCUCUGGUUUCUUGCUGUCGCUCCUGGUGGUGCUGCUGCUGCUGCUGCGCGAUGCUACGUCUGCCUCCAGCAAGACCACGAGCAUCCCUCGCCUCAAGCUCACGUACAAAGACUUGCAGGCCUCCAACAGCUCCGUGACCCUGCGUGACCUCAACUCAAGUGACCACCGCACUCUACUGCUGGAUGAGGAACGGGGCCGCUUGUUUGUGGGUGGCCAGGAUGUCCUGUACUCCUUGGCGCUUGACAACAUCACCCGUGGACACACGAAGAUUUCUUGGCCGGCGUCGGAUGAGAAGAUGCUGGAAUGCCAGCUGGCUGGGAAGGACGUGACGAAGGACUGCGGGAACCACGUCCGCGUGCUGCACCAUUACAACCAGACGCACCUCUACACCUGCGGCACGGGUGCCUUCAACCCCGUCUGUGCCUUCCUGCGUGUUGGCCGCCGCUCCCAGGAUCAGCAGUUCAGCCUCGAGCGGCAUUCCCUGGAGAGUGGGCGAGGGAAAAGCCCCUAUGACCCCAACCAGCUGACCGCCUCUACUCUUGUAGGAGAGGAGCUGUACGCCGGUGUCACCUCGGACUUCAUGGGCCGUGAUUUCGCGAUCGUGCGCACGCUGGGCCGCAGGAUGCCCGUUCGCACGGAGCAGCACGACUCGCGCUGGCUGAGCGAGCCGAAGUUCAUCGCAGCGCACAGAGUUCCCGAGAGCAAUGGCUAUGAGGACGACGACAAGGUCUACUUUUUUUUCCGCGAAACGGCGAUGGAGUCGGAGCACCCAGGCAAGGCGGUGUACUCGCGCAUCGGGCAGGUGUGCCGGAACGACGUGGGAGGGCAGAAGAGCCUGAUCAACAAGUGGACGACGUUCCUCAAGGCGCGGCUGGUGUGCUCCGUGCCGGGCCCUGACGGCAUCGACACCUAUUUUGACGAACUGCAGGACGUGUACCUGCUGCAAACCAGGGAUGCGAAGAAUCCGGUGAUUUACACGAUCUUCACCACGACAAGCAGCGUGUUCAAGGGCUCGGCCGUGUGCAUGUACAGCAUGGCGGACGUCCGCCGCACCUUCCUGGGCCCGUUUGCUCACAAGGAGGGCCCCAGUCACAAGUGGGUGGCGUACCAGGGCCGCGUGCCCUACCCGCGCCCUGGCACCUGCCCGAGUCGCAUAUUCGGGGGGUUUGAGUCGACGAGGGCCUUCCCGGACGAGGUGGUCAGCUUCGUGAAGAGCCACCCGCUGAUGCUGCACCCGGUGCGGCCCGCGGCACAGCGGCCGCUGCUGCUGCAGACCGACGUGGGGUACCGCUUCACGCAGAUCGUCGUGGACCGCGUGGAGGCCGACGACGGCCACUACGACGUCAUGUUCAUCGCCACCGACGUGGGCACAGUGCUCAAGGUGGUGUCUGUGCCACGUCAGACCUGGCAGGACUUGGAGGAGGUUCUGCUUGAGGAGAUACAGGUCUUCAAGGAACCUGAACCCAUCUUGAGCAUGGAAAUCUCAUCAAAGCUGCAAUACCUCUACAUCGGCUCGAGCGGCGGGCUCACGCAGCUGGCGCUGCACCGCUGCGGGGUGUACGGCGAGGCGUGCGCCGAGUGCUGCCUCGCCCGGGACCCCUACUGCGCCUGGGACGGCGCCUCCUGCACGCGAUACUUUCCCAGCUCGCGCAGCAGGAGGUCACGGCGGCAGGACGUUCGCAACGGAGACCCCCUCACCCAGUGCUCCGACCAGUACUACUCACUGGCUGGGGAUGCAGAGAGCAUGGAGGAGCAGCUGGUGUACGGAGUGGAGAACAGCAGCCUGCUGCUGGAGUGCCUCCCCAAGUCCCAGCAAGCGCAUGUCUCCUGGCUCCUUGGCAAGCUCAGCGGCCAGUCCGCCAAGAACGAGGUGACGCUGGACGACCGCGUGGCGAAGACGGCCCACGGGCUGCUCUUCCGCGGCACGCUGCGCGGGGACACGGGAUCCUACCUGUGCCGCGCCUCGGAGCACGGCUUCGCGCAGACCCUGCGGCGCUUCCGCCUCGAGGUGAUCGACGCCGCGCAGCUCGAAGAGCUCCUGCAGAAGGAGGACGAGGCCAUGUCCAGGGCCAGGAUCGCGCAGGCGACGGAGGGCUCCGGCCCCUCGCCGCCGCCGCCGCCGCCGCCGUCCUUGCCGGGCGCCGCCCCGCAGGGCCAGCUCUGGUACCGCGACUUCAUGCAGCUCAUCAACCACCCGACGCUGGGCGGCGUCGAUGACUUCUGCGAGCAGGUGUGGCAUCGCGAGCGGCGGCACCACCGCGGCCGGCAGGGCAAGGGACGGCACCACGGAGGCUUCGGCCACGCAAAGUGGAAGCACCUCCAGGACGGCAAGAAGGGACGCAGCCGUCGCACGCACGAGCCCGAGAGGUCGCCGCGGAGCGUGCGCCCCUGACUGUGACGGACGCGUCACGUGACGCGUGGCGCGGCGUGGCUUCUCACCUGCAAACCCCAUGCUGUGAAACGCUGGGUUAUCUUUUUUUUUUGAUCAUCAUCGUCGUUGAUUUGUCAUCGCCUUUUCAAAAAGACUUUCUCCUCGUCUCUUGUGCAAGCGGUAUCUCCAUUAAGCUCGUGUACAUUAAAGCAAAUAUAUAUAUUAAACCGUCGUUUAAAUGUUCCAAAAAAAAAAAAGGCAUGUGGGGUGGGAAUUUGUUCUCGGCUAA